Messenger RNA from Eimeria tenella, 1488 nucleotides. RefSeq lists its product as uncharacterized. The record is from RefSeq and is a predicted model, not a curated record. NCBI's taxonomy places the organism in Eukaryota, Apicomplexa, Conoidasida, Eucoccidiorida, Eimeriidae. The transcript has 13 exons. Bases 1 to 1488 code for a protein of 495 amino acids.
AUGCUGCUGCCAGCAGAAGUCGUUGCUGCUCUGCUGGCGACUUUCACCGCCAGCCGCAUUUGCCAGUACUGCCGUUUGGCUGAGGGUUUUGUGCGCAGCAUUUGGCUCGCAGUGCCUCUGGGAGGCAGCGAGGGAAAAAAGGUGUACAUACACCCCAAGCUGUCUUUAGUGCAGCUGCGGCUGCUGCGGACGAAUUUGGUUUACCGCUUUGAGGCUUUUAGGCGGCAACUUCCCUUAAUAAUUGGCACUUCGGCCGCGCUGGCGGCGGCUCUGUGUCUUCCGGAGUUUCCGCUGCAUCGCCUUUUAGGCCUUAAUACUUUUUCGGAAACUCUCCACAAGGUUGUGCAGCAAUGGGCCUUCGAGUUGGUGCCCCACAACUUCAAGGGCGUUAGCAGCAGCGGCCUCAGCCUUGUUGUUGCUUGCUGCUGCUGCUGCUGGCUGCUGCUGCUGGCAGCAGCAGCAGCAGCAGCAGUAGGCGAGGUGGAGGGGCUAAAGGCAGCAAUUGAGGAACCUUCGAAAUAUGUCAAUAAAGCCCUUUGGGCAGCUUUGGGUGCUGCGGCCCCUUCGCUUCCUGCUGCUGCUGCUGCUGCUGCUUUCUGGAUUAUAAGUCCAAGUAUGCUGAAGUUCAUCAGAAUCUCUCUUGCUGCUGCUGCUUUGCUGCUGCGCAUCUCAGCAGCAAAAGACUUAGUACAGGUCUCGCUGCUGCGGCAGAGUAAUGAGCUCUCGCAGUUGCUGCAGCAGCAGCCGCAGCAGCAGCAGCAGCAGCAGCAAAAGAACGACAGCAGCAGAUUAAUGAGGGCCACUCAAUGCGUCUCUCUGGCCAACAGAACGACGUCAGUGCGAGCAGCAGAAGUUUUGCUGCUGCCGGUGCUGCUGCUGCUGCUGCUGUUGCUGACUUUGCUGUUUAGCACAGCAGCAGAAGUGGCGCCGCCUGCUCCUCCUCCCUUUUUAAACGAAUUGGUUCAAGAAGAAAAAACAAAUUUAGAUACUGCAGCAGCAGCAGCAGCAGCAGCAAAUGCAUGCACGCAAGUGCAUGCAGCAGCAGCAGCAGCAGCAGAUCCUGCUGCUGCUGCUGCUGGUUGCUGCCACAAGACUUCUCUGCUUGAAGAGGCGCUGUGUCCCGAAGUGUACGUACACCUGAAGGAGCAGCUGUCCAAAGAAGGCAAAAGUGGAGGAAAAAAAACUUUUGGAAUUCGGCAAAACGAGAAAAAAGAUUUGGGGCUGCAUGCGCAUGCAUUUGUGGGGCUGCAUGCGCAUGCGUUUGUGGGGUUGCGAGCGCAUGCAUGCGCAUGCAGCCCCCCCGUGGGGCCGUUUUUAACAGUUUUUAGACCUUUUUUUCUUCUUUUUUUUGGAAACAAGAAAGAAAAAGAAGAAGCUUUUAGUCUUUUCGGAAGACUGCAGCAAAUAGAAGCCAUGAAGUGGCGAGAAGGGCCUUCGGAGUUUUCCAUUUGGGGCCCCGAAGUGCUGGCGAAGCGAAAAACGAUUUGA